Messenger RNA from Pyrus x bretschneideri (Chinese white pear), 3485 nucleotides. RefSeq names its product probable LRR receptor-like serine/threonine-protein kinase At3g47570. Gene Ontology annotation, molecular function: ATP binding; protein binding; protein kinase activity. Gene Ontology annotation, cellular component: plasma membrane. Gene Ontology annotation, biological process: protein phosphorylation; hormone-mediated signaling pathway. Bases 211 to 3315 code for a protein of 1034 amino acids. The transcript has 2 exons. The record is from RefSeq and is a predicted model, not a curated record. Lineage: Eukaryota; Viridiplantae; Streptophyta; Magnoliopsida; Rosales; Rosaceae.
CUUCCUUUCUCCAGUGGAUGGGCCUACUGAUAGGUAAUAAAUGUAGGUCUCCAAAGGAUCACAUUAAUUGCUUCCAAAGGAAAGUCAAAUCUCCUCAAUGAACCCAGCAACGAAGAAGCAGACUCCUCUUUUAAACACUGAAUUCAACAAACAAACCACAAUAAAAAAGAAAAAAGAAAAACGAAAUCUGUAUUCAGUUUUUACAACAAAAUGGAGAUUUCGUAUACUUACUGUGCAAAUUUGUUGUUUAAGUUCCUUCCCGGAUUGUUUCUCUUAUGCAUGAUCACGUGCCCGGAAUCCACAUUCGGAAACAAAUCUGAUCGCCUCGCUCUGCUGGACUUCAAGAGAAGAAUAACAGAAGAUCCUCUCCGUAUCAUGAACUCAUGGAAUGAUUCGGUCGAUUUGUGCAGUUGGGUUGGCGUUACGUGCAACCAUGCGAACAAAAGAGUCAUGAUCUUGAACUUGGAAGCUCAAAAAUUGGUAGGCUCCGUUCCGCCUUCAAUCGGAAAUCUUACUCAUCUUACUGGAAUCAACUUGAUAGACAACAACUUCCACGGUGAAAUUCCUCAAGAAAUCGGACGUCUACUAGGCCUGCAGUAUCUCAACCUGUCUUCGAAUUCUUUCGGCGGGAAAAUUCCAGCUAAUAUAUCUCACUGCACGCAGCUAAGAAUGCUUGAUGUUGGUGUAAAUAAGCUUAUUGGGUCAAUUCCGAACCAACUCAAUUCGUUGUUGAAUUUAACUCAUUUUUGGGUUGAUGAAAACAAUCUCACUGGUGCAAUUCCGGAUUGGAUAGGAAACUUUUCUUUCUUGUAUGCCCUCUCUCUUGCUAAGAACAAUUUUGAAGGAAGCAUACCAAAUGCAUUCGGGCGGUUGACAAGCUUGGGAACAUUCGUAAUUCCAGGAAACAAACUUUCCGGUACGGUUCCUUCUUCAAUCUAUAAUAUAUCGUCGUUAUACUAUAUAACAUUUACUCAGAACCAGCUGCAGGGAGAGCUACCACAAAAUGUGGGGACUACUCUUCCUAAUCUUGAGAUAUUUUCUGGUGGUAUCAACAAAUUAACCGGAAGUAUUCCUGUUUCAUUGUCAAAUACUUCUAAACUUCGAAUUCUUGAUUUUGCCGAAAAUGGCCUCACGGGAAAAUUCCCUGCUGAAAGUUUUGGGACUUUGAAAGGGUUGGUGAGACUAAACUUUGAUGACAAUAGGCUGGGAAGUGGGAAAACAGGUGACCUGAGUUCUCUCAGUUUUCUGGCCAAUUGUACUAAUCUUGAGGUGCUUAGUUUUAGUCGUAAUCGUUUUGGAGGGGAAUUGCCAGAGUCCAUAGGCAACCUUUCUACGAAACUGAGAAUUUUUACAAUGGGGGGAAAUUUAUUACAUGGAAGCAUCCCUACCGGGGUUGUAAAUCUUGUAAACUUGACCAACCUAGGAAUGGAACAAAACUAUCUUGGUGGUAGUGUCCCUGAUGUGAUCGGUAAGCUUCAGAAGUUGCAGGGGCUGUAUUUGAAUCUUAACCAGUUCUCUGGGACAAUCCCGUCGACAUUAGGCAACUUGACUUCAGUCACAAGGCUCUUCAUGGAGGGGAAUAGGUUUGAGGGAAGCAUACCUCCGAGUCUCGGGAACUGCCAAAACUUAUUGAUGCUUAACCUUUCUAGUAAUCAGUUAAGUGGCACCAUACCUAAGGAGGUUAUCGGGCUUUCAUCUCUUUCAAUUUCUUUGUCCAUGUCGAACAAUUCUUUGACUGGUUCUCUACCAUCUGAAGUGGGCGAGUUGGUACAUCUCUCAGAGCUAGAUGUAUCAGGAAACAAGUUAUCAGGUGAAAUCCCCAUAACCCUUGGCAGCUGUGCUAGUUUGGUGAGCCUGCAUUUGGAAGGUAACCAAUUUGAAGGAACAAUUCCUCAAUCUCUGGCCAACUUAAGAGGCUUGGAAGAAAUAGAUAUUUCACGCAAUAAUUUAUCUGGCCAGAUUCCUGAAUUUUUAGGUAAGCUUAGAGCUCUAAAGCAACUCAAUAUUUCACAUAAUGAAUUUGAGGGUGAAUUGCCCACAGAAGGGAUAUUUUCAAAUGCGAGUGGUUUCUCGGUUCUUGGAAAUAAUAAGCUCUGCGGUGGCAUCCGAGAUUUACGUCUACAUGUAUGCACUAGCAAAUCUCAAGGACUACUUUCCCCGAAAGUAAUGAUCCCUCUAACUUGUGCAGUUGCAUUAAUAAUUACUCUGUCAUGUUUCAUUGCUGCUUGUGCAUUGGUGAAAAGGUCAAGAGGUAGACCUUUAACUUCACGUUCUAAUGAAGAAUCAAAAUUAGGUGUCUCUUAUUUACAACUCGUUGAAUCAACCAACGGGUUCUCUCCAGAAAAUCUCAUUGGUUCGGGAAGUUUUGGUUCUGUAUAUAGAGGAGUCCUCUCUGGUAAUGGCAUGAUAGUUGCCAUUAAGGUGUUAAACCUUCAACAAGAAGGAGCUUCCAAGAGUUUCAUUGAUGAAUGCAAAGCUUUAAGAAGUGUAAGGCACCGCAAUCUUCUCAAGAUCAUAACUGCAUGCUCGAGCAUUGAUAUGCAAGGUAAUGAUUUCAAAAGUCUAGUUUACGAGUUCAUGGAAAAUGGAAGCCUGGACACUUGGCUGCAUCCAAGGGACGACGAACAAUCUCCAAACAAGAGAUUAAGCCUUACCCAAAGACUGAAUAUAGCCAUUGAUGUCGCUUUUGCACUAGAUUAUCUACACCACAAUUGUGAAACAUGCAUUGUUCAUUGUGAUUUAAAGCCAAGCAAUAUUCUUCUUGACGAAGAUAUGGUUGCUCAUGUUGGUGACUUUGGCCUAGCAAAGUUCCUCUUGGAGGCAUCAAAUGGUACAACCUUGUCAGUAGGGCUAAAAGGUUCCAUAGGCUACAUUCCUCCAGAGUAUGGGAUGGGAGGACUAGUCUCCACACAAGGAGAUGUUUAUAGUUAUGGGAUACUGUUGCUAGAAAUGUUCACAGGAAAAAGGCCAACCGAUGAAAUUUUCAAAGAUGGUCUAAGCAUUCACGAAUUCACCGCCAUGGCAUUGCCGGACCAUGUCAAGGAGGUAGUUGAGCCCUCAUUGCUCCUCGAAACAGAUGAUGAAGAUGAUGAUGGCGACGGAUAUGGGAAUAAAAUACAGGAAAGAUCAUUGGCCAGAUACAAGGAUCCCGGCCCGGACAAAGCAAAAAGACUGGAGGAAUGCUUGUAUUCGGUGAUACAAAUAGGUAUCUCGUGCUCCACAAUAUCACCAGGAGAGCGGAUGCUUAUGCAUGUGGUUGUCAACAAAAUGGGUGCAAUUAGAGACUCAUAUCUCAACUUAAGAAGAAGAAGAUGAAGCUGAAGAUGAAGACGAUUGCAAUGUGCAACACCAGACUAAGUUUCUUUACCUAUUCCAAUCUAUACGUAGCUUUUUUCUGUAUGCAAUAAAUUAUCUGUAUAAAUGUAUGUGACAUCAUGUAAGAUUGAAUCAGUAUUUUAUCACUAUAUAUAUUUGUCUCUUCAUAA